Molecule: messenger RNA, 642 nt
Organism: Stylonychia lemnae
Lineage: Eukaryota; Ciliophora; Spirotrichea; Sporadotrichida; Oxytrichidae
Source: the annotation of a GenBank genome assembly
AUGAAAGCAAUAGACAAUAUCAGAAAUUCAGUAAAAGAGGGCAAUUCUUGCCUUUUCCUACUAUUUGUGGUGUUCAAUUUCCUGAUAUUCUUGUCCUCCCUUGGAAUCCUUGGAUGUGGAGUAUAUCUUUUUGUGAUUACGAAGGAAGCAAACACUUUUAACAUUUCCUUCUUGGUGACAGGGGCCCUUAUGCUUUUAUUCAGCACUCUGGCCUUCAAAUUGAGAAAAUCAGUUCAUUUAUUGUGCUUCUACCUAUUGAUACUGUUUAUAGUAUUCCUCUUCCAGCUCGUCAUCACCAUUGUGAUGAUUAUUAAGAAGGAGGCUCUUGUCGACUUGGCUAAGAAGUAUAUGGGCGACUCUGAUAAAUCAAUUUAGGAAGUAGAGAAGUUUGAGGAGGAAAUUAACACAAGUGUUCUAUCAGUUUCUUAUGCCUUAAUUGCUUUCUUGUUUGGGUAUUGCUACAGAUCAUCAACCUAGUCAAAGACAAUCAAGCAUAGGGAAAACCUAAUGGACAAGUAGAGAUACAGUGAUCAGGUGAAAGAAUGUGAGAAGCUCGUGCAGUUGAACAAUGAUAAGAGAGUCAUGUACGAGUAAAAAUACCCAGAACUAGCCAAGCACAGGAAGGUUAACUCAGUCCAGUGA